Messenger RNA from Caenorhabditis elegans, 1691 nucleotides. RefSeq names its product aECM cysteine-cradle domain-containing protein (gene Y34B4A.10). NCBI's taxonomy places the organism in Eukaryota, Metazoa, Nematoda, Chromadorea, Rhabditida, Rhabditidae. The record is from RefSeq and is marked reviewed. The transcript is spliced from 7 exons. The coding region runs from base 38 to 1534 and encodes 498 amino acids.
AUACUGGUGGCUGACUGAGAGUUUAUGCAAUUGUCCAAUGUGGCUAUCCGGUGUUCUUCUCCUGAUAUGCCACUAUCAGAUGGUCUCCACUUCGAAGACCAUCAUGACAAACGAGAUUUCAAUGCCAUCACUUGGUCAUAAAGAGGCAGUUGCGACAUUCCAAAGACUUCAACCUACAAACGACAUUUCAACAAGAUAUCGGUCUGCAAGAUUUGAACGCUUGAGAGGGGUUCCUGACACCAUUCAACCAAUAUUCGUGAAACCCGCUGAAAUUGAAUCAGAGGAGUCACUUAUACCAACUACUCCAGCUGCACCAAUACAAGUUGUUCCAUCUUCUGAAACGGUGUCUGAAAUUUCAUCAGAGUUUGCUCCAGCUUCAAAUGAGUCCCCAUCAGCGCUCUCGUUCACAGAGUUCAAUAUUGAAUCUAUGCCAAUAAUCAAGGAGACUGAUUCUCCAUCAUCUUUCGACGAAAAAUCGAACAUCGGACUAACUUCGUCAUCUGUAGCUCCGACUUCGCCAGAAGUGCCUGUGACAACAUCCGAAUCGACUACUCCCGAACAUGCAAUCACUUCCGAAGCCCCUGAGCCAAUUUCUGAAGUGUCAAAAGCAACUCCCCUAGAGCAUCACUACGCAGAAGAGCGUGUCUAUCCAACAAUGGGCUCUGUUCAAGCUCCUAUUGAAUUUGUUGAAGUUUUGCCAAGCCAACAGACUGAAGUGGCAUCUACCAGUAUUGCCGAAACAGAAGAACCAACAACUACAGCUAAAACGCCCAAGAAACGCCGUCAUAGACGAAAGCAUCGAAAGCUGAAAAAAGUCACAAAAGUCACCGAGGCUCCAGCAGAAGUCACAGUACCCACGGAAAUUGUUACUGAGCCAACAACUGAAUCCGCAACAACUCCCACUACUACCACAACAAUUUCCACCACCCCAUUAGUCACAACUACACCACCAACAGCUCAAUCUGCAAUUGUAAUUAAAACAUUGCCGACUACAGUUGCUCCAAGCAAAGUGGGCGAGUCUUAUCUCGGUGGAUGGAAUGAAGACGAAGCUGUAGUGGUCACAACAUCAAAACCGUCUCUUGGAUAUGCAAUCAGCCAAUUCACACAGCUGCCUGAAUCAAUUGCUAUCGACGACGACAAGUCAAUUAAAGCGUACUAUGAAAAAUAUUACGCUGAGUGGUAUCAAAAACACAAUCAAGCUGCCGGCACCCCAGAGGCAUCAGCCGCAACAGUUCCUCGAGAAAUAAAAAUAGAACUGGCUAAGCCAAACACAGCUUCUUUUGGAUCAGCGACAUUGCAACCCACUGGAAUUUCUUCACCGUCCGCUGCAGCCGUAGAGCCGACAAAAGAACAACUGGACAAAGUUUGCGAAUACGUGGGCAAAAUAUCCAAAUCAUUUGGAAUCAAAGACCUUGUCGGAUUCGCCAAGAACAAUUGCCCUCUGGUGCAGAGCUUCCAUCCAGCGUCCACCUGCGAGCAAAUCCAGCAUCUGAUGAGUUACUGUGAAACAGGAAUACUUGUAACCAACCAAUGAUCUCAUACAUCUUCCCAAACUGUGUAUUUCUACUUUUGAUGCCAUGUUUUGAUCUUUUUAUUGCUAAAUGUCACCAACUUCCCUGACAAAUGUAUUCUCUACCUUGUCCACAAAUAAUGAGAUUCCAUGACUUUUUUUCUAAUAAAUCUGGAACUGU